This is a messenger RNA of Ahaetulla prasina, 3961 nucleotides long. RefSeq names its product TOP1 binding arginine/serine rich protein, E3 ubiquitin ligase (gene TOPORS). Bases 911 to 3502 code for a protein of 863 amino acids. The record is from RefSeq and is a predicted model, not a curated record. Lineage: Eukaryota; Metazoa; Chordata; Lepidosauria; Squamata; Colubridae. Gene Ontology annotation, biological process: protein monoubiquitination; protein polyubiquitination. Gene Ontology annotation, molecular function: ubiquitin protein ligase activity. The transcript is spliced from 3 exons.
UGUUUCUUAAAACUUGUGAGUAUAUUCCUGGACUUUCAGAAUACAUAUAUAUCUUUCCAUAUAAAUCUGGGUUUCUGGAAAUUUUUGAAAGAUGACUAAAUACAGGUAGUCCUCAAUUUACGACCACAGUUAAGCCCAAAAGUGAGUUGCUAAGUGAGACAUUUGUUAAGUUUUACCCCAUUUUUACGAUCUUUCUUGCCACAGUUGUUAAGUGAGUCACGACAAGUUAGUUACAUGCUUGUUAAGUGAAUCUGGUUUUCCCAUUGAGUUUGUCAAGUCACAAAAGGUGAUCACAGACACUGCAACUGUCAUAAAUGUGAGCCAGUUACCAAUUGUUUGAAUUUUGAUCACAUGACCAUGGGGAUGCUGCACUGGUUGUAAAUGCGAAAAAUGGUCAUAAGUUGCUUUUUUCUGUGAUAUUGUAACUUUGAAUGGUCACUAAAUGAACUGAUGUAAGUGGAGGACUUCCUGAAGUUGCUGAAAAAGCAAGUUCUCACCUACCAAAAAAAAUAAAUAAAAUGGCCUUGGCUAACAAGAGAAAAACGUGUUUGCUGAAGGUUAAAAAAGAGGCCUAGAUUGCCAUGGGAAAAGUGCUAAUAUUAUCUUUAAAAAUGCUAAUAAAAAUAACGCUAUUAAAAUUUGAGGGGGUCUCUUGCUUUGGGUGAAUGAAUCCAAUUAUUUCAAAAGUGUCUACAAUCUGGAGACUAUAAGAAAGAGAACCGACGUUGGAGACAGAAGCUUGGCUUCAGCCAGCAUUGGAGGGUGUGGGGGACGACUGGCUUUCAAGUGACUCCUCCCCCUGCCUGCCACUCGGAUUGUGCAUCCGGUUUGGAAAGGACGGGGAAGCAACCCAAAGCAGCCGCACCGGCGGCAGCCUUCUCAUCAGCUGUCUUCGGAUGUGCCGCCGUCCAUGUGCGACCCCCGAGAGCGACGGAGCCGAGCCGCCGGCGUCGAUGGCUGUCGCCGCUGGCAAGAACGGUCCAAACCGGGCUUGAUACCCCUGGCAGAUUUUUUCCCAAAGGAUAAUUCACUCCUAUCUGGCAUCGACAGUCUGCAUCAGACAAUGCCGGAGGAAAUAUCUCCAGAUUCUAAGUGCCCGAUCUGCCUGGACAUGUUUGAAAAUGUGGCCUACUUGGAUCGUUGCUGGCACAGAUUCUGCUUCCGGUGUGUGUUGGAGUGGUCCAAAAACAAAGCAGAAUGCCCACUCUGUAAACAGCCCUUUCAUUCCAUCGUGCACAGCAUGAGAUCUGCAGAUGACUACAAGGUGCAUUCUGUGAGGCCUUCAGAAAUGGAAUCUUUUGCUAAUCCUAAUGGGAGGCGAUUCCGUUACCGAACUACGUUAACAGGAGAACAUCCUACAAAUGUUAAUUCCCAGACGUCUUCUUCUUCUCGAAGGACAAUGUCUUCCCCAAAUUGUGGGAUCUUGUUUGAAGGGUUAUCAACUCAGACAACAAGGCAGAGAGAUGCAGAAAUGCAUCAGAUGAUCAGACGGCUUGCAUCAAGGCGACAAGCUAGUUUGGAAGGUAGAUUUAUGCGGCACAUUCAAGAGCAAGAAAUGAUUAGCUUUCGAAAAGCUCUGUAUCGUUCUGGCACACGUGUGAGAAGCAUUGAAGAUGGAGGGCGUUAUAGGGACAUAUCAGCUGAAUUUUUCCGCAGGAAUCCUGCCUGCCUUCAUAGGCUGGUGCCAUGGCUAAAACGUGAACUUACGGUCCUGUUUGGAAUUCAUGGAUCACUCAUUAGUAUAGUUCAGCGUGUAAUAAUGAACAAUUUAAGUAAGUUUGACCUGGAAAGCCAGGCAUUUGCCAAUGAACUACAUCCUUUCUUACUGCAAAGCACAGACCAUUUCUUACACGAAUUUAUAAAUUUUGCCAGAUGUCCAUUUAAUAUUGAAGCCUAUGAUGAGCACGCAAACUAUGACUGUCCGGCUCCAUCACGAGAAGAAGGAAGUGCAUCUGAAUCGUCAAUUAUUACCAUUUCACCAGAUGAAACCGAAACCCAGGCACCCGAUUGCACUGCUUUCAGAACUGAGACAGGCCAGGCACCCUGGGAUGAUGAAACACCCGGUCCCUCCUAUUCUAACACAGAACAAGUGCAUGCUUCUCCAUCAACUGCAUUAAACACUUCGGAAAGCUCUGAUGAAGAGCCUGCUGGAAAUAGAACAGGGUCGCCACAAGCAAAUAUAGAGGUGAACGGUGACACUUGUGAUUCAUCGGACAACUGUGUAAUUGUGGACUAUGUCAAACCAUUAGCUGAGAGGACCCCCGAGCUUGUUCAGCUGUCCUCAGACUCUGAAGUUUCAGCUGAUGAUGGGAAAAAGGAAGAUACAGAUAAAGUGCAGCCUAUCCAAUUCUGCAGUUUUAGCCCGACAGAUGUUAGUAGAUCUGCUUCGCCUUCUUCUGCUGGAUCCAGAGAUGGCAUUGCUAAUAAGAUUAAUGAAUAUCUCUCCGAUGAAAAAAGAAAAUCGAAGAGGGAAAAAGAUGAGACUAAAUUCAGAGGAGCAUCUUCGUUGCAAAGCUUUUCUUCAAAGGAAGCCUGUUAUGGAUACAAUUCAUCAAAAAGAAGGAAAUCUGAAUCGCAUGUGCAGCAUUCUGACCGAGAGCAUCACAGUUCGAAAAGGAAGAGGAAGCAUCGUAGUAGGGAAAAACGAAAAAAGAAAAGAGACGGCAGUAGACAUAAGCACAAAAAGAAUAAAAGGAGAUCAACCCGAGAAAAGAGUACGUCCCGAUCUCUUUCUCCAAGUAGUGAAAGCACUGAACUGAGAGAUUUAAGCUGGUCACGAUCUCAAAGCAGAGACUAUAGUGGAACUUCCAGGAUUAAAGACACGGAUUAUUAUUUGAGAGACGAUUACCCAAAAAGUAAAAAAAGAGGUGAAUAUGCUUUAUACAAUCCAAAUGCAGUCAGAAGUUAUGAAAGACAUAGAUCGAGAAACCGGUCAAGAAGUCGAUUUAGCAGCCGAUCUAGCAGCAGAUCAAGAAGCCGAUCUAGCAGCAGAUCAAGAACUUCCAGGCAUCCAGAUAGAGGACAUUCUGAAAAGCCGAGUGGGAAAAGGAAAUAUAAAACACGUCACUUGGAGAGCAGCCAGAGAGGUAGCGAGGAAACCUCUUCUGUAAGGGAAAGCAACGCUCUAAAGAAAUCCUUACCCAAGGAUCAAACCAUUUGUACAAAAGCCACCAGCAUUGUAGACAGACAACCUAGAACAGAGCACAAGAAGAAGAAGAGGUCAAGAAGCCCAAGUGUGGAAAUUGUUUAUGAAGGUGUGUGUACAUCAAAGUAUGACAAAAAGAAACCAAAAAGAAUUAAGUCUACCAAUCUUACCAAUUCAUCUGCAUUAUCUUCUGUUGUGAUUACAAUUGACAGUGAUAGUGACAGAGAGAAUGGCAUUACAGAAUCUAAAAUUUUGAACCAGUUGCCAACUAAGAGAUCAUCUUUGUUUUUACGUCUGGCACAAAUGAUAAAUGGCAAUUCACAUUGCCAGCUACAUUCACCAGAGCAAGAUGUGUAAUUUUUUAAAACUUUUUUUUUAAAUAGAUUUUUUCCUCUUAGAUAGGUUAAACCUUAGAUGUAGAGGUAGACAUAGAUUUUUUUUCCUUUUUAAUGUUUUUAAUAAUUGUUUGCUAUUGUUUUUAAUUUAAAGAAAAAAUAACUUGGUUUAUGAAAUAAAUUUUAUUAAAUAAAUAAAUAGAUAAAAUAAAAUGUGACCUUGGAAUUCUUUGUGCUUUCUGAGUUUAGUUUUUGGCUUGUUUCAUUAUCUGACUAGGUAAGUUUUUCAAUGCUAGAAAAGUAUGGGCUUCACUCUAACUAUUCAUUAAAAGUGGCAGUGUAGAUCAAUUCGGUAUUAUGAUAAAAAUCUUCCCAAAAUAUAUGUAUUUUUUAGAAAACUUGCCUUAAUCAGAGUUGGUUCAAUUUUUGUAAUAUGCUUAUUUUAGUUUAAAAGCUAAACCCAUGACUGAUCUGUUAAAAG